AUGAGGUGUAGUGCUCAUAUAAUCAACUUGAUAGUUAAGGAGGGUUUGAAGAGAUUAGAAAGCUCCAUUGUGGCAAUCCACAAUGCGGUCGAGUUUGUGAGUUCCUCACCUUCUCAGUUGAGUUACUUCAAAAUGUGUGUUGAGAUGGAAAAAAUAGAGUGCAAGGGGUUGGUGGUGAUGGAUGUGCCCACUAGGUGGAACUCCACUUAUUUGAUGCUUGAUGCGGCAUUGAAAUUUCGAAAAGCUUUUGAUAGAAUGGGGGAUGAUCCCGAUUCUUCCUACUUAAUGUACUUUAAGGAAGAUGAAGGAGAUGACAAGAGAAUUGAAGGCAUUGAAGGAAGUGGGAAAGGGAAGGGAAAGUCUAAGACUAAUAAGAGGGUGGGUCCACCUAGUGAUGAAGAUUGGGAAAAAGCCGUGACAUUUGUGAUGUUUUUGAAGACCUAUGAUGUUACUUUGAAAAUUUCAGCUUCUUUGCAUCCAACAUCACACUCAACCUUCCAUGACUUGCUUGCCAUAGAUGGGGAGAUUCGGGAGUUGUAUAGAUAUGAUGUUACAAUUCCUAUUGAAGAACGGACAGCCAUGGAUACUCUUUUAAAUGAUAUGGCAGCAUCAAUGAAGAAGAAAUAUGAUAAAUAUUGGGGUGAACUUCAUAAAGUGAACCCAUUCUUGAUGAUAGGAGUUGUGAUUGAUCCCCGAUUCAAGCUUCGCAAUUUGAAGCACAUCUUUGAAGAAAUAUUUGAAAAUGAUCCUACUUGUGAUAGAUUGGUGGCUCAAAAGACAAAUGAGGUGAAACAACUUCUUAUGAAUAUGUAUGAAGUGUAUAAGCCUAGUAGUAACAAUAUGGGUGCUACUAGUACUACCAAUGAGAGUGGUGGUAGUACUAACAAUGAAACCGACUCUUCUUUGGUUUUUGGAGGGUGGUGGAGAAUAAAUGGGCUCAAGUAUCCUACUUUGGCAUCAAUUACAAAUGAUGUGCUUGCAAUCCCUACUUCCACAAUAGCUUUGGAGUCUUGUUUUAGCACAAGUGGGAGAGUGAUUGACUCGUUUCAAAGCUCAUUGUCUCCUAGGAUAGUUGAGGCUUUGAUUUGCUCUCAAAAUUGGAUAAGGUCUGAAGAUAUAUCUUCAUUGCAAUAUGUGCCAAGCAUUGAGGAGAUGGAGUUCUAUGAAUCAAUUGAAAUGGGUUGCUUUGUUAAGGCUUUUGGAAGAAUGGAUGCAGCAGAUUUUUUGCAAGGAUAUUAUCUUCAUGUGUAUUUUUAUGAUGGGUUGUAA
Prunus dulcis (almond) is the source of this 1269-nucleotide messenger RNA. RefSeq names its product zinc finger BED domain-containing protein RICESLEEPER 2-like. NCBI's taxonomy places the organism in Eukaryota, Viridiplantae, Streptophyta, Magnoliopsida, Rosales, Rosaceae. The transcript has 3 exons. The coding region runs from base 1 to 1269 and encodes 422 amino acids. Gene Ontology annotation, molecular function: protein dimerization activity; DNA binding. The record is from RefSeq and is a predicted model, not a curated record.